AUGGGGGAUUCCCAGCAUGGCUCAGCCUCCAGCUGCUGGGCUACCUUCACCAACUUCUCAAGUAGCCAAAAGGGAAUUCUUCUGUAUACUGAGAUUAUAUUCUGCUUGCUGAUUCUGACCUGCUUCUGUGAUUUAGAACUAGGAUACUACUCCCUGAUGGGGAUUGAGAUGAACCUUGCUGUUGUCUUCCUUGUCUUGUACUUGACUGGCCUGCACACUAAGAUACAAUGCAUCAGCUGGCCCUGGUGUGAUUUCUUUCGAACCCUUUCAGCAGCAAUUAUCUACCUGAUCACCUCCAUUUCUGUCCUUGCUGGGAAAGGAACCCGCUCUGAAAUUAUUGAUGGGAUAUUGGGCCUAAUUGCUACCUGCCUCUUUGGCUGUGAUGCCUAUGUCUCCUCCCCCUUGAGACAGUAA
Phyllostomus hastatus (greater spear-nosed bat) is the source of this 414-nucleotide messenger RNA. Its product is annotated as proteolipid protein 2-like. Bases 1 to 414 code for a protein of 137 amino acids. The transcript has a single exon. NCBI's taxonomy places the organism in Eukaryota, Metazoa, Chordata, Mammalia, Chiroptera, Phyllostomidae. Gene Ontology annotation, cellular component: membrane. The record is from RefSeq and is a predicted model, not a curated record.